This is a messenger RNA of Beta vulgaris subsp. vulgaris (sugar beet), 423 nucleotides long. RefSeq names its product chloroplast envelope membrane 70 kDa heat shock-related protein-like. Gene Ontology annotation, molecular function: heat shock protein binding; ATP hydrolysis activity; ATP-dependent protein folding chaperone. Lineage: Eukaryota; Viridiplantae; Streptophyta; Magnoliopsida; Caryophyllales; Amaranthaceae. Bases 1 to 423 code for a protein of 140 amino acids. Gene Ontology annotation, biological process: protein refolding; cellular response to unfolded protein. Gene Ontology annotation, cellular component: cytoplasm. The record is from RefSeq and is a predicted model, not a curated record. The transcript has a single exon.
AUGAUUGUAGUUAACUACAAAGGUGAGGAGAAGCAGUUUGCUGCUGAGGAGAUCUCCUCCAUGGUCCUUACCAAGAUGAAGGAGAUUGCCGAGGCUUACCUUGGUUCCACUGUUAAGAAUGUUGUUGUUACAGUUCCUGCCUACUUCAAUGACUCUCAGCGUCAGGCUACCAGGGAUGCUGGAGUUAUUUCUGGCUUGAACGUGAUGCGUAUUAUCAAUGAGCCAACUGCGGCUGCUAUUGCCUAUGGUCUGGACAAGAAGGCCACCAGUGUCGGUGAAAAGAAUGUGCUUAUCUUUGAUCUUGGAGGCGGUACGUUUGAUGUGUCUCUUCUUACUAUUGAGGAGGGUAUCUUUGAAACUCCGGCAAACGACGACUUCGCCGGAGUUCGAGUUUCAUCGCCGAAGAUUACAUCAGAAAAAUGA